AUGCCGGGCGCGGAGGAGCGGGCAGCGCAGGCUGCGGAGAACGCCGACCCGGAGCCCGGCGCCGCCGACCCGCGCCUGCGACUCCUGGGGGCCUACGUGGCCCGGAGCCUGCGGCCGGCCGUCGGCGCCUGGGAGCGCUGCGCCGGCACGGCCGAGGCGGAGCGGCUGCUGCACGCCUUCCUGGGCCGUGAUGCUGCGGGGGGCCCGAGGCCGCUGCUGGUGGUGCGGCCCGGGCCCGGGGGCCUGGCGGUGCGACCCGGGCUGGACGCGGGGCCCGAGGCCGCCCCGCCCCGCGCCAAGGGGCUUUUCUUCCUGCGCACCGGGCCCGAGCCGCCGGGGCCCCGCAGCCUCCGCGGCGCCGUGCUGUGCGGGGACGUGCCCGCCGCCCCUCUGGAGCACCUGGCCGCGCUGUUCUCCGAGGUGGUUAUCCCCGUCCUGGCCAAUGAGAAGAACCACCUCGACUGGCCCCACGUGGUAUGUCAGGACGUCCAGAGGCACGCCCACAGCCUCCAGGGUGACCUCCUGGUUCUCCUCGAGCAACUGAAGGGGAAAACCUUGCUGCCUCUUCCAGUGGGUGCAGAACAACUCGAGUUGGUGGCUUCUCAGAGUGAGACCGGCUUGGACUGCGACAAGUCCAUCAUCUACGCCCUUGAGUCGGCCGUGAUCCAGUGGAGCCGCCAAGUCCAGCUGGUGCUCAAGAGAGAGUCUUCCCAGUCACUCCAGCAAGGGGAGAGCCCCACCCCUAAGGCGGAGUUGGAGUUCUGGAAAAGCAGGUCUGAGGAUCUGGACUACAUUUAUAAUCAACUGAGAGCCAUAAAGGUGAGGGGCACGGCGAGGCUCCUGGACAAGCUUCAAAGCAGCUACUUCCCAGCUUUCCAGGCCAUGUUCAGAGACGUCCGAGCAGCUCUGACAGAGGCACGGGACAUCCGAACGCACCUGAUGCCACUCUCCCGCCACCUGGAGCUCCUCGAGAGCCUGGAGUUUCCCGAGGUGAAGCCACGGCUGUGUCCCCUGCUCCACGUGGUCUGUCUGAUCUGGGCCACCUGCGAGUCCUAUCGCACCCCGGGGCGGCUCACCAUACUACUCCAGGAGAUCUGCAACCUCCUCAUCCAGCAGGCCUCGAAUUAUCUCUGCCCGGAGGGCCUCCUGAGAAGUGAGGUGGAGGAAAGUCAGAGGAAACUGCACGUGGCCGUGGACACAUUGAGCUUCUUCAAGCAGGGGUUUCAGGACAGAAGGGAGCAUCUCCGUGCUUACUUCAAAGAGAACCAGGAGGUCAGGCAGUGGGAUUUCCAGUCUUCUUUGGUCUUCGAGCGAUUGGAUGGCUUCCUGGGGCGGCUGCUCAUGGUGCAGGAUCUCCUGAAGACAGCCCUGGAUUUCCACCAACUGGGAAAGCUUGAAUUUAGUGGCAUCAGAGGGAAUGCCCUGAGUCAGCAGGUCCAGCAAAUGUACGACGGAUUUCAAGAGAUGUACAGGGUCUUCUCAGAGUCCUCCUGUGACUGCUUGGACCCCCAGAGCAUGGAAUUCGAAAAUGACGUGUGUGAAUUUAACCGAAGAGUAGAAGAUCUUGACCGAAGACUGGGGGCUAUCUUCAGUCAAGCCUUCGAUGAUGCCCCUGAUUUGGAGCACGCCUUCAAGCUGCUGGAUAUAGCAGGGAAACUCCUGGAAAGACCGCUGGUAGCACAAGAUGCAUCUGAAAAAUACUUGCUGCUCAUCCAAAUGUUCAUCAAAGACCUGGAUACAGUGAGGGCGAUAUACAGUCAGCGUGUCCAGGAGGAGGCAGAACUUGGGUUCUCCUCGGUGCACAAGAACAUGCCCACUGUGGCUGGGGGUCUCCGCUGGGCGCAGGAGCUGAGGCAGCGCAUCCAGGGGCCCUUCGCCAACUUCAAGCGCAUCACCCAUCCUUGCAUGGACUCUGCUGAAGGAAAGCGAAUGACCCAGAAAUAUGAAGAUACGCUCUCACUGCUGGAAAAGUAUGAGACAAGACUUUAUGAGGACUGGUGCCAGACAGUGUCAGAGAAGUCACAGUACAAUCUUUCCCGGCCACUCCUGAAACGGGACUCAGAGACGAAGCAGAUCACCGUCAACUUUAACCCCCAGCUGCUUUCGGUGCUGAAGGAAAUGAGUUAUCUUGAGCCCAGGCAGAUGCAGCGCAUUCCUGACAUAGCAGCAGCCAUGUUCUCCUCCAGGGAAUUCUAUCGGCAGCUCGUGGCUAAGUUGGAGCUGAUGGCAAAUUGGUACAACAAGGUGGUGAAGACUCUUGCAGAGGUGGAAUUUCCCUUAGUGGAGGAAGAGCUGAGGGAUAUCGAUCUCCGCCUGAGAGCUGCAGAGGGGACUCUGAACUGGAAAACAGAAGGCAUUUGGGAUUAUGUCAUUCAAAUCACCAACAGCAUUCAUGAUCUCGAACAAAGAAUUCAGAAAGCUAAAGACAAUGUGGAAGAGAUUCAAAACAUCAUGAAAACGUGGGUGUCUCCAAUAUUUAAGAGAAAAGAUGGAAAAAAGGAAUGCCUUCUUUCCAUGGAUGAUCAGCAUGACCAGAUGGAAAAAUAUUACCAUCUCAUCAGAGAAUCUGGACUUAAGAUUCACGCCCUUGUUCAGGAAAACCUAGGUCUGUUUGCAGCAGACCCAACCUCUAAUAUCUGGAAGACUUAUGUUAACUACAUUGAUGAGAUGUUGCUGGAUGGAUUUUUUCUUGCCAUCGAAUGCUCCCUCAAGUACCUCCUGGAGAACACUGAGUGUAAGGCAGGCCUCACCCCGAUAUUUGAAGCCCAGCUGAGCUUAGCCAUACCAGAAUUAGUUUUCUCUCCGCCCCUGGAGUAUGGAGUGAAGGGUGGUUUCUAUGAUGCUGUUGAGGGUCUGGUCACCAGCAUUUUUGGAAUAUCAUCUCUGGUGCCACGGCUUCCCCCCCAGAACGGCUCUCCCCACUACCAGGUGGACGUGGAGGGCAUGGCCCCUUUGGCAAGCAUGAGGCGCACGCUCCUGGACAGGGUUCAGAGCAUGAUGGCCCUCUGCUGUGGCUAUCGGAGUGCCUUCAGCCAGUAUUCCUACCUCUACGUGGAGGACCGGAGGGAGAUCCUGAGCCAGUUUCUGUUGUAUGGGCGUGUCCUCACCCCCGAGGAGAUGGAAGCCCACACAGAAGAUGGCAUUCCAGAGAAUCGUCCUCCCCUUCUCCAUCAGUUUAAAGCGCAGAUUGACUCCUACGAAAGGCUCUACGAAGAAGUGUGUAGGCUGGAGCCCAUCAAGGUGUUCGACGGCUGGAUGAAAAUUGACCUCCGACCCCUGAAAGCGUCUCUGCUGAAUCUAAUUAAGAGGUGGAGCCUCACGUUCAAACAGCAUCUCGUUGACCAUGUCACCAACAGCUUGGCCGACCUUGAAGUGUUUAUAAAAAAUACUGAGAGCGGCAUGCUCAAGAAAGUUGAAAAAGGAGACUCCGAAGGAUUGGUCGAGGUCAUGGGACACCUUAUGGCUCUGAAAGAACGACAGAGCAGCACCGAUGAGAUGUUUGAGCCCUUAAAGCAGACAAUUGAAUUGCUGAAGACCUAUGAACAGGAAUUGCCCGAAAUGGUGUUUAAGCAGCUGGAGGAGCUGCCUGAGAAGUGGAACAACGUGAAAAAGAUGGCUGUCACCAUGAGGCAGCAGGUAGCGCCACUGCAGGUGAAUGAAGUGGCCGUCCUCCGCCAGAGGUGCUCAGCCUUUGACCUUGAACAACAGCAGUUCUGGGAGCAGUUCCGCAGGGAAGCCCCCUUCAGGUUUGAUAGCAUUGACCCUCACCGAGUUCUGGAUGCCAGGCACACGGAGAUACAGCAGAUGGAAUCUACCAUGGCCUCCAUUUCUGAGGCUGCUGGCUUGUUUGAAGUCAAUGUUCCUGAUUACAAGCAGCUGAAGCAAAGCAGAAAGGAGGCGUGCCAGCUGAAGGAGCUCUGGGACACCAUUGGGGUGGUGACCUCCAGCAUCCAUGCCUGGGAGACCACCCGGUGGAAGGAGGUCAACGUGGAGGCUCUGGACUGGGAGUGUAAACGGUUUGCCAGGCACAUCCGGAACCUCGACAAGGAGGUCAGGGCCUGGGAUGCAUUCACAGGCCUGGAGAACAUGGUGUUGAACACCCUGACUUCCCUGAGGGCGGUGGCCGAGCUGCAGAACCCAGCUAUCCGGGAGCGGCACUGGAGACAGCUGAUGCAGGCCACGGGUGCGAGCUUCACCAUGGACGAGGACGCCACCCUGGCCCAUCUCCUGCAGCUCCAGCUGCACCAUUUUGAGGACGAGGUCCGGGGCAUUGUGGACAAAGCCGUGAAAGAGAUGGCCAUGGAGAAGACCUUGAAGGAGCUGCAGACCACCUGGGCCAGCAGGGAAUUCCAGUACGAGCCCCACCCGCGGACCAACGUCCCCCAGCUUCAGUCAGACGAGGACCUCAUCGAGGUUCUGGAGGACAACCAAGUCCAACUGCAGAACCUGAUGAUGUCCAAGUACAUCGCCUUCUUCCUGGAGGACGUGUCUGGCUGGCAGAAGAAGCUGUCCAUGGCUGAUGCUGUCAUCUCUGCCUGGUUCCAUGUGCAGCGCACGUGGUCUCACCUGGAAAGUAUAUUCAUUGGCUCCGAGGAUAUCCGGGCUCAGCUGCCCCAGGAUUCUAAAAGAUUCGAAGGCAUUGACAUUGACUUUAAAGAGCUAGCUUAUGCCGCCCAGAAGACUCCCAAUGUAGUGGAAGCCACCAACAAACCAGGUCUUUACGAAAAACUGGAAGAUCUUCAGAGCAGGUUAUACCUGUGUGAGAAGGCCCUGGCCGAGUACCUGGAUACCAAAAGGCUUGCCUUCCCUCGGUUUUACUUUCUGUCCUCUUCUGACCUGUUAGACGCCCUUUCCAAUGGCACAGCACCACAACAGGUCCAACGCCAUCUUUCCAAACUCUUUGACAAUAUGGCGAAGAUGCAGUUCCAACCGGAUGCUGGUGAGCCACCAACCAAGAUAAGUCUCGGCAUGUACAGCAAGGAAGGAGAGUACGUGGCCUUCAGCGAGCCCUGUGACUGCAGCGGUCGGGUGGAAAUAUGGUUGAACCGUGUGCUUGCUCAUAUGAGGGCCACAGUGAGGCACGGGAUGACAGAAGGUGUAGCUGCCUACGAAGAAAAGCCAAGGGAACAGUGGCUCUUUGACUAUCCAGCUCAGGUGGCCCUGACCUGCACUCAGAUCUGGUGGACCACAGAGGUGGGCAUUGCAUUUGCCAGGCUGGAGGAAGGCUACGAGAAUGCCAUGAAGGACUAUUACAAGAAGCAAGUGGCCCAGCUCAAAACCCUCAUCACCAUGCUAAUCGGCCAUCUCUCCAAAGGGGACCGGCAGAAGAUCAUGACCAUAUGCACCAUUGAUGUGCAUGCCCGGGAUGUGGUGGCCAAGAUGAUUGCUCAGAAGGUGGACAGUGCUCAGGCCUUCCUCUGGCUGUCCCAGCUGCGGCAUCGUUGGGAUGAUGAGGCCAAACACUGCUUCGCCAACAUCUGUGAUGCCCAGUUUCUCUAUUCCUACGAGUACCUGGGAAACACGCCUCGCCUGGUGAUCACGCCUCUGACGGACAGAUGCUACAUCACCCUCACCCAGUCUCUGCACCUGACCAUGAGUGGAGCCCCAGCAGGACCUGCAGGCACAGGCAAGACAGAGACCACCAAGGACCUGGGCCGAGCACUGGGCAUCAUGGUGUAUGUGUUCAACUGCUCAGAGCAGAUGGACUACAAGUCUUGCGGCAACAUCUACAAAGGCCUCGCUCAGACCGGUGCCUGGGGCUGUUUUGAUGAGUUUAACCGAAUCUCGGUAGAGGUCUUGUCGGUGGUGGCCGUGCAGGUCAAAAGCAUUCAAGAUGCAAUCCGAGACAAGAAGCAGCGGUUCAACUUCCUUGGGGAGGAGAUUAGCCUGGAUCCUUCUGUGGGAAUCUUCAUCACCAUGAACCCGGGCUACGCCGGCCGCACAGAACUUCCGGAGAACCUCAAGGCUCUCUUCAGGCCUUGUGCAAUGGUGGUUCCAGACUUUGAGCUGAUCUGCGAGAUCAUGCUGGUGGCAGAAGGAUUCGUUGAAGCGCGGUCGUUAGCCCGAAAGUUCAUCACCCUUUACCAGUUGUGCAAAGAGCUGCUGUCUAAACAGGAUCACUAUGACUGGGGCCUGCGGGCCAUCAAGUCUGUGCUGGUGGUGGCCGGAUCCCUGAAGCGAGGGGACCCUGACCGCCCCGAGGACCAAGUCCUGAUGCGCUCCUUGCGAGAUUUCAACAUCCCCAAGAUCGUGACCGACGACAUACCAGUGUUCAUGGGCCUGAUCGGGGACCUCUUUCCUGCCCUGGAUGUCCCCCGGAGAAGAGAUCUCAACUUCGAAGCGUUGGUUCGGAAGGCAGUAGUGGAUCUGAAGCUCCAGGCUGAGGACAACUUUGUGCUCAAGGUGGUCCAGCUGGAGGAGCUCCUGGCCGUGCGACACUCUGUGUUCGUGGUGGGCAGCGCGGGCACUGGCAAGUCUCAGGUGCUGAAAUCCUUGCACAAGACCUAUCAGAUCAUGAAACGCCGCCCUGUCUGGGCUGACCUCAACCCCAAAGCAGUCACAAACGAUGAACUCUUUGGCAUCAUCAAUCCGGCCACCAGAGAAUGGAAGGAUGGACUGUUCUCUUCCAUCAUGCGGGAGCUAGCCAACAUCACCCAUGAUGGACCCAAGUGGAUCUUACUGGAUGGCGACAUAGAUCCAAUGUGGAUUGAGUCUCUGAACACUGUCAUGGAUGAUAACAAGGUGCUGACCCUGGCGAGCAACGAGAGGAUCCCCCUGAAUCCCACGAUGAGGCUGCUCUUCGAGAUCAGCCACCUGCGGACGGCCACACCAGCAACUGUCUCCAGAGCAGGAAUCCUGUACAUCAACCCAGCAGACCUGGGGUGGAACCCUCCAGUGAGCAGCUGGAUUGACAAGAGGGAAAUGCAGACAGAGAGAGCCAACCUCACCAUUCUGUUUGACAAGUACCUCCCAACCUGCUUGGACACACUCAGAACCAGAUUUAAGAAGAUAAUUCCGAUCCCAGAGCAGAGCAUGGUCCAGAUGCUGUGCCACCUUCUCGAAUGUCUCCUGGCUGAGGAGGACAUCCCUGCGGACUGCCCCAAGGAAACCUACGAGCUGUAUUUUGUGUUUGCUGCCAUCUGGGCUUUCGGCGGAGCAAUGGUCCAGGAUCAGCUCGUGGACUACCGGGCAGAGUUCAGCAAGUGGUGGCUGACGGAGUUCAAGACGAUCAAGUUCCCCUCCCAGGGAACUAUCUUUGACUACUACAUAGACCCAGCGACCAAGAAAUUUGAGCCUUGGUCCAAGCUCAUCCCCCAGUUUGAAUUUGACCCCGAGAUACCUCUGCAGGCUUGUUUGGUGCACACGAGCGAGACCAUCCGAGUGUGCUACUUCCUGGAGCGGCUCAUGGAGCGGCGGCGGCCGGUCAUGCUGGUGGGGACCGCGGGCACAGGCAAGUCGGUGCUGGUGGGGACCAAGCUGGCCAGCCUGGACGCUGAGGAGUACCUGGUGAGGAACGUGCCGUUCAACUACUACACCACGUCGGCGAUGCUGCAAGCUGUCCUGGAAAAGCCUCUAGAAAAGAAGGCUGGCAGAAAUUAUGGCCCCCCAGGCAACAAGAAGCUUAUCUAUUUCAUCGAUGACAUGAACAUGCCCGAGGUGGACGCCUACGGGACUGUGCAGCCCCACACCAUCAUCCGGCAGCAUCUGGACUAUGGCCACUGGUAUGAUCAGAGCAAGCUGUCCCUGAAGGAGAUCAGGAAUGUCCAGUAUGUUUCCUGUAUGAACCCCACCGCAGGCAGCUUCACCAUCAACCCACGGCUUCAGCGUCAUUUCAGUGUGUUCGUCCUCUCCUUCCCGGGAGCAGACGCCCUGGCCUCCAUCUACGGCACCAUCUUGACUCAGCACCUAACGUUCGGACACUUCCCAGCGGCCCUGCAGAAAUCCAGCCCCCAGCUCAUCAAUCUGGCCCUGACCUUCCACCAGAAAAUUGCCACCACGUUCCUACCCACAGCGAUCAAAUUCCACUACGUUUUCAACCUCAGAGACUUUGCCAACAUUUUCCAGGGCAUUCUCUUCUCCUCAGUAGAAUGUGUAAAAUCCACACAGGACCUAGUAAAGCUCUAUCUGCAUGAAUCAAAUCGGGUUUAUCGGGAUAAGAUGGUGGAAGAAAAGGACUUUGAUCUCUUUGAUAAAAUCCAGACAGAAGUGGUCAAGAAAAUUUUUGACGAUAUUGAUGAGCCUGUGGAGCAGACCCGAAGCCUGAACAUGUACUGCCAUUUUGCCAGUGGUAUCAGUGAGCCCAAGUACAUGCCCGUCCAGUCGUGGGAACUUCUGACCCAGACUCUGGUGGAAGCCCUGGAGAACCACAAUGAAGUCAACACAGUGAUGGACCUGGUUCUCUUUGAGGACGCCAUGCGCCAUGUCUGCCACAUCAACCGCAUCUUGGAGUCCCCCCGGGGAAAUGCGCUGUUGGUCGGCGUGGGUGGGAGCGGCAAGCAGAGUCUGACAAGGCUCGCAGCGUUCAUCAGCUCCAUGGAUGUAUUCCAGAUCACGCUGCGGAAGGGCUACCAGAUCCCGGACUUCAAGAUGGACCUGGCCAGUUUGUGCCUGAAAGCCGGAGUGAAGAAUCUCAGCAUGGUGUUUCUCAUGACCGAUGCCCAAGUGGCUGAUGAGAAGUUCCUUGUGCUAAUCAAUGAUCUCUUGGCAUCUGGAGAGAUCCCAGACCUCUACUCUGAUGAUGAAGUCGAAAACAUCAUAAACAAUGUGAGGAAUGAAGUCAAGAGCCAAGGUCUUGUUGACAACAGAGAGAACUGUUGGAAGUUUUUUAUAAAUCGGGUCCGACGACAACUGAAGGUGACUCUCUGUUUUUCCCCUGUGGGAAACAAGCUGAGAGUCCGCAGCAGGAAGUUCCCAGCCAUUGUGAACUGCACGGCCAUCGACUGGUUCCACGAGUGGCCUCGGCAGGCACUGGAGUCCGUCAGCCUCCGCUUCUUACAGAACACAGAAGGCAUUGAGCCCACAGUCAAGCAGUCAAUUAGCAAGUUCAUGGCUUUUGUGCACACAAGUGUCAACCAGAUGUCUCAGUCUUAUCUGAGCAAUGAGCAGCGCUACAACUACACAACUCCCAAAUCAUUCCUGGAGUUCAUCAGACUCUACCAGAGCUUGCUGCGCAGAAAUGGAGAAGAGCUCAAGUCCAAAAUGGAGCGUCUCGAGAAUGGGCUGCUGAAGCUUCACAGCACGUCUGCACAGGUGGAUGGGCUGAAAGCCAAACUGGCCGCCCAGGAAGGGGAGCUGAGGCAGAAGAAUGAAGAUGCGGACAAGCUGAUUCAGGUGGUUGGCAUAGAGACGGACAAGGUGAGCAGAGAGAAGGCCAUGGCGGACGAGGAGGAGCGGAGGGUGGCCCUCAUCAUGCUCGAGGUGAAGCAGAAGCAGAAGGACUGUGAGGAGGACCUGGCUAAGGCGGAGCCGGCGCUCACGGCAGCCCAGGCGGCUCUCAACACCCUCAAUAAGACCAACCUGACCGAGCUGAAGUCAUUUGGGGCCCCGCCUCCAGCUGUCAGCAACGUCAGUGCGGCAGUGAUGACCCUCACGGCCCCCGGGGGCCGGGUGCCCAAGGACCGGAGCUGGAAGGCCGCCAAGGUCACCAUGGCCAAAGUGGACGGUUUCCUGGACUCCCUCAUCAACUUCGACAAGGAGAACAUUCCCGAGAGCUGCCUCAAGGCCAUCAGGCCAUACCUGCAGGAUCCAGAGUUCCGCCCCGAGUUCGUGGCCACCAAGUCGUAUGCAGCCGCAGGUCUCUGCUCCUGGGUCAUCAACAUCGUGCGGUUCUACGAGGUCUUCUGCGACGUGGAACCCAAGCGCCAGGCGUUGAGCAGGGCCACCGCAGACCUCACUGCCGCCCAGGAGAACCUGGCAGCCAUAAAAGCCAAAAUCGCUCACCUUAAUGAAAACCUGGCCAGACUCACAGCCAAGUUUGAGAAAGCAACGGCAGAUAAACUCAAAUGUCAGCAAGAAGCUGAAGUGACCACAGGCACCAUCUCCCUUGCAAAUCGCCUGGUGGGAGGACUUGCCUCUGAGAACGUGAGGUGGGCAGAAGCCGUGCAGAACUUCCGACACCAGGAGAGCAAGUUAUGUGGAGACAUUGUACUCACCACAGCUUUCGUGUCCUACCUCGGCUUCUUUACGAAGAGAUACCGGCAGAGCCUCAUGGACGGGACCUGGAGACCCUACCUGAGCCGGCUGGAGGUCCCCAUCCCCGUCACCCCCACCCUGGAUCCCCUGAGGAUGCUGACGGAUGAUGCCGACGUGGCAGCCUGGCAGAACCAGGGCCUCCCCGCGGACCGCAUGUCCACGGAGAAUGCCACCAUCCUCCUCAGCUGUGAGCGCUGGCCCCUCAUGGUUGACCCACAGCUACAAGGCAUCAAGUGGAUCAAGAACAAAUACGGCGAGAACCUCCGGGUCACUCAGAUCGGCCAGAAGGGCUACCUCCAAACCCUAGAGCGUGCCCUGGAGGCUGGAGACGUGGUGUUGAUCGAAAACCUAGAAGAGUCCGUUGAUCCUGUUCUGGGACCCCUGCUUGGGAGAGAGAUCAUCAAGAAAGGACGAUUCAUUAAAAUUGGAGACAAAGAGUGUGAAUACAAUCCCAGGUUCCGGCUCAUCCUUCACACCAAGCUAGCCAAUCCUCACUACCAGCCCGAACUGCAGGCUCAGGCCACCCUGAUCAACUUCACAGUGACCAGGGACGGCCUGGAGGACCAGCUGCUGGCUGCUGUGGUCAGCAUGGAGAGGCCGGACCUGGAGCAGCUGAAGUCAGAUCUCACGAAGCAGCAGAAUGGGUUCAAAAUCACCCUGAAGACCUUAGAAGACAACCUGCUAUCUCGCCUCUCCUCAGCAUCUGGGAACUUCCUGGGGGACACGGCCUUAGUGGAGAACCUGGAGACCACCAAGCAGACAGCCACCGAAGUUGAGAAGAAGGUCCAAGAGGCCAAGGUGAUGGAAGUGAAAAUCAAUGAGGCCCGAGAGCACUACCGGCCAGCAGCUGCCCGAGCCUCUCUGCUCUACUUCAUCAUGAAUGACCUCAGCAAGAUCCACCCGAUGUACCAGUUUUCUCUCAAGGCAUUCAGCAUCGUCUUCCAGAAGGCUGUGGAGAAGGCUGCCCCAGAUGAGAGCCUCAAGGAGCACGUGACCAAUCUGAUAGACAGCAUCACCUUCUCUGUGUACCAGUACACCACCCGUGGGCUCUUUGAGUGUGACAAGCUGACCUAUCUUGCCCAGCUUACCUUUCAGAUUCUCCUCAUGAACGGGGAAGUUGAUGCGGCAGAGCUGGAUUUCCUGCUUCGAUCUCCAGGACAGACGGGCGUCACCAGUCCCGUGGGCUUCCUCUCCCAUCAGGCCUGGGGUGGCAUCAAGGCACUUUCAUCAAUGGAAGGAUUCUAUAAUCUGGAUCGGGAUAUUGAGGGAUCUGCCAAGAGCUGGAAAAAGUUUGUGGAAUCGGAAUGUCCUGAGAAGGAGAAGUUUCCACAGGAGUGGAAGAACAAGACAGCCCUGCAGCGCCUCUGCAUGAUGAGAGCCAUGCGGCCGGACCGGAUGACCUACGCCAUGCGAGAUUUUGUCGAGGAGAAGUUGGGAAGCCAAUACGUGGUGGGAAGAGCUCCAGACUUUGCGACCUCAUUUGAGGAAUCAGGACCAGCCACACCCAUGUUUUUCAUCCUGUCUCCAGGGGUGGACCCCCUGAAGGACGUGGAGAAUCAAGGUAAAAAGCUCGGGUACACCUUCAACAACAGGAACUUCCACAACGUGUCUUUGGGGCAAGGACAGGAAAUAGUGGCUGAGGCGGCGCUGGACCUGGCUGCCAAGAAAGGUCACUGGGUUAUUUUGCAGAACAUCCACCUGGUGGCCAAGUGGCUCGGCACCCUGGAAGAGAAGUUGGCAGAGUAUGGUGAGAACAGCCACCCGGAGCUGAGGGUUUUCAUCAGUGCGGAGCCUGCACCCUCCCCGGAGGGCCACAUCAUCCCCCAGGGCAUCCUGGAGAACUCCAUCAAGAUCACCAACGAGCCUCCCACAGGCAUGCAUGCCAACCUGCACAAGGCCCUGGACAAUUUCACUCAGGACACGCUGGAGAUGUGUUCCCGGGAGACGGAGUUUAAGAGCAUCCUCUUUGCUCUUUGUUACUUUCACGGGGUGGUGGCAGAGAGACGGAAGUUUGGGCCACAGGGAUGGAAUCGUUCAUACCCCUUCAACACCGGGGACCUCACCAUCUCUGUGAACGUGCUCUACAACUUCUUGGAGGCCAACACAAAGGUCCCCUAUGAUGAUCUGCGCUACCUCUUUGGAGAGAUCAUGUAUGGAGGCCAUAUCACAGAUGACUGGGACAGGAGACUCUGCAGGACGUAUCUGGAGGAAUUCAUCAGACCAGAAAUGCUAGAAGGAGAGCUGUCUCUGGCACCAGGUUUCCCACUCCCGGGCAACCUAGAUUACAUUGGCUACCAUCAGUACAUCGAUGCCGAGCUGCCUCCAGAUUCGCCCUACCUCUACGGCCUGCACCCCAAUGCCGAGAUCGGCUUCCUGACCCAGACCUCGGAGAAGCUCUUCCGCACCGUGCUGGAGCUGCAGCCCCGGGACAGCCACGCCGGGGACGGAGCAGGGGCCACAAGGGAAGAAAAGGUCAAGGCCCUCCUGGAAGAAAUCCUCGAGCGAGUGACAGACGAGUUUAACAUGCCAGAGCUGCUGGCCAAAGUGGAGGAGCGCACCCCCUACCUUGUCGUCACCUUCCAGGAGUGCGAGCGGAUGAACGUCCUCACCAGGGAGAUCCGGCACUCGCUGAGGGAGCUGGACCUCGGCUUAAAGGGGGAGCUGACCAUGACCAGUGACAUGGAGACGUUACAGAAUGCCCUGUACCUGGACACAGUGCCGGAGCCCUGGGCUAGGCGAGCCUACCCUUCCACGGCAGGCCUGGGAGUCUGGUUUUUAGACCUCCUCAACCGAAUCAAAGAGUUGGAGGCCUGGCUAGGAGACUUGGCAAUGCCCUCCACGGUGUGGCUGACAGGCUUCUUCAACCCCCAGUCCUUCCUGACCGCCAUCAUGCAGUCCACAGCCCGCAAGAACGAGUGGCCACUGGACCAGAUGGCCCUGCAGUGUGAAGUGACAAAGAAGAAUAGGGAAGACUUCAGGAGCCCCCCUCGGGAAGGGGCCUACAUCCAUGGCCUCUUCAUGGAAGGCGCUCGCUGGGACGCACAGGCUGGGAUCAUUACAGAGGCAAAGCUGAAGGAUCUGACACCCCCCAUGCCUGUGAUGUUCAUCAAGGCCAUUCCUGCAGAUAAGCAGGACUGCCGCAGCAUCUACCCUUGUCCUGUGUACAAGACUUGUCAGCGGGGACCCACCUACGUGUGGACUUUCAACCUGAAGACUAAGGAGAAGCCAUCUAAGUGGGUUCUAGCUGGAGUCGCUUUGCUUCUCCAGACUUAGCUGCCUGCAGAACCACUAAGAAAACAAGGCGGGGCUGGAGGCUGCCCAGGACAAGUGGGUGAG
Molecule: messenger RNA, 13527 nt
Organism: Neomonachus schauinslandi (Hawaiian monk seal)
Lineage: Eukaryota; Metazoa; Chordata; Mammalia; Carnivora; Phocidae
Gene: DNAH9
Product: dynein axonemal heavy chain 9
Biological process (GO): microtubule-based movement
Cellular component (GO): dynein complex
Molecular function (GO): dynein light intermediate chain binding; ATP binding; dynein intermediate chain binding
Source: RefSeq, a predicted model, not a curated record